Molecule: messenger RNA, 1820 nt
Organism: Xyrauchen texanus (razorback sucker)
Lineage: Eukaryota; Metazoa; Chordata; Actinopteri; Cypriniformes; Catostomidae
Gene: marveld1
Product: MARVEL domain containing 1
Exons: 1
Coding region: 307-795 (162 amino acids)
Biological process (GO): myelination
Cellular component (GO): membrane
Molecular function (GO): structural constituent of myelin sheath
Source: RefSeq, a predicted model, not a curated record
GGAAAGGGUUAGGGUUUCAGUCCAGCCCCCUGUCCAGUCCCUCCUCCUGGUCUCUGCUGCAAAAGAGGGGGAGGGAGACACAAUGUUACAGCUACCAUAGAGGAAACGGAAUAGACGAAACAGACUAAAGUCAUUUCAAAACUCCGGGGCCGUGCCGAAGCUCCACUCCCUGUGUGUUUUCAGCCACGCUAUCUUUCUUUAAAACCCCCGUCAGCUGCUUAUUUCCCUCCUGUUUGCUCUUUCUUCUCCUUUCUCCCUUUGUUACCACCCUAACCACCAGGAGAAGAUCUCUUCAACAAAGAGGAGAUGCCCCCACAGCCACAGGUGAAGAGAAGUUUCCUGGAAUUCCUCAAGAGCUUUGUCGGGAUUGUACGGGUCCUCCAGAUCCUGCUUGGAGCUGGGCUUUGGGUGACCAUCGCAGCCAACAAGUAUGAGGGCUCCAUUCACUUUGUACUCUUCGUGGCUGUUUUCUUCUGGCUCCUGACGUUAGCCAUUUUUCUCAUUACUCUACUGGACAAACAAGACCUUGUUCCCAUCGUAGGAGGAGAACGCUGGUUGUUAAGCAAUGUGAUUCAUGAUGUUGCCGCUUUUCUGCUGUAUCUGUCUGCGAUUGGAAUCAUGAUCUACAAAACCGACAAGAACUCCUACUGUAACCUAGACAUCUACAAACAUCACUGCUUGUACAAGGUCUACCUCACCGCCUUGGUCUUCGCCUGCCUCACUGCUAGCGUCUAUCUGCCCUCGGCUAUCUACGGCUGCUGCAGGAAAUGUCGAGGUGAACAGGCUGUCGUGUGAAAAUCCCAGGCAGCAGACAGUUAGAGACAGCAGCAUUCCUCACAUGAAACCUUGUCACGGAGAGAUGGAGGGGUCUUUUGUUCUGGUUGAAUUCGGCAAUUGUUUGGAGAUUAGAAAACAAUUUCUUCAAAGCAAGAACAUAACAUCUUAACAGCUAUCUUAUUUUCCAGUAAAGAUAUCUACACAUCCUUAAAACAAGAUCAAUUCACUUGAGAAAUAAGAAUUUAGUCAAAUAAACAAAGACUUGUUUUCAAAUAAGGUAUCUCAAAUGAUCUUCAAUCUUGAAUAAACACCUCACAUACUGUAAUUUCUUUAGAUUUAUGCUUAAAAAAAGAAUACAACUAUUUGCCAAUGGGGUAAGAAAAUGUACUUAAUUGAAGAUCUCUUAAAAUCUUAAACAAUUUAGUUUCUCAAGGACAUUUCUCUUGUUUUAAGGAUGUUUAGAUAUGUUUAAUGGAAAGCAAGACAAAAACACUAAUUGAUAAUUUUUUGUAAGUUUUUUCUCUUGAAGCAGAGGGUUUGAUCCCUUAUCUCAGGCUUUCAGGGUUGUUUGUUGCUUUUUAUACAUUUUUAAAUAAUUUAAAGAGCUUUAUACCUUCUGAAGUCAUGCAUAGAAGUGUAUUUGACACUUUUUGGAUGUUUUUUGUGCUUUCAGGUUUUUAUAUAAUUUUAAUCAAUGUAAAGUUUUAUUUUUUGUAUUUUAUACCUUGCAACUUUGUAGCAUCAUGUUUUCAUCAUCAUAUCUCCACUUGAUUAGCAUUUAAAAGAGGUAAAAUAUACAUAUAAUACAGUUUUGAUGCACAGAGUGUAAUGUGUAUCCAUCAAACAGGUAAUAAAAAAGACAGAAAACAAGGAGCACAUCAAAAUGUAAUCUCUGUGUUUGUAUUUCUAUUAUGUUAAAAGCUGAAGUAUUUAAUGUUUUUUCUAACCCAGCUUAAUAUGAAAAGACAACUAUUAAUAAGCCAUUUGUGGGUUGAUUUCCACAAAAAGUGUAAACACUGUGGCUAUGUUGGUGGCUAUGUUGC